CUGUGCUCAAGCCAAUGCUCCUGCCUCAGUCUCCCUAAAUGCUGGGGUUACAGGGUGAGCCAUGGCACCUGGCCUGAGGUGUAUAUAUUUUUUAAAGGGAGAGGAGAUCCAGGAAGGCCUCUUUGAGGAAGUGAUAUUUGAGGAAAGACCUGGAAGGAGGUGAGGGAUGUGGGAAAGGGUGCUGGAGGCAAAAGCAACAACCCACACGAAAGCCCUGAGGCAGGGUGUGCGGGGCUAAGCAGGCACAGUCAUGUGUGUCUUUGAGGGACUCCUCUGUCCUGGCGUGUUAUGGGAACAGUGAAAAGGUCCGUGUGGCUGGAGCAGAGUGAGGAGAAGAAGGAGGGGAAGGUGGGGAGCAGAAGAGGCAGGUUAUGCAGGGCCUAGCGGGCUGCAGGAAGGGGACUUGGGCUUUGACCCUGGGCUCCCACCCCGGGGAAGGUGGGAGCCAUGGAGGGUGCUGGGCAGAGGAGGGGUAGAUCCUGGCUGGGAUGUUUAUGAUCACUUUUUAAUUUUUUCUCUCCACACACUGGGCUGUGGCUGCCCUUUGGGAAGGGGAGGGGCACCCAGAGCUCUCCCAGCCACCCUUGGGAAGCACUGGCUGGUAGGAGAGGUUGGGGGACACCCCCCCUUCUGUUCCCCCACUGUUUGGCAAACACAGUGUCGGCUCCAAGGAGACAGACGGCCUGGGAAUCAUCAGAUCCUGUGGCUGGACCCUCCCUCCUCCCAGCCCAGUGUCCAGAGCUACCCAUGGGGUCUGCCCUCUCACCCCCAAUAACACAGGGCUAGGAACCCUGUCUCAGGGGCAGGUAGGAGGGGGACACAGCCCAGGGUGGGCGUUACAGCCAUUCCUCUGCCCACCCACCCACAGACAGCCCAGCACAUAGGCUGGGCUCAGCACGAAGGUUCUGGGUCUGGGUUUGAAUCCCGUCCUCACCACCUCCUGGAACAGGAGGGUCUGGGUUUGAAUCCCGUCCUCACCACUUCCUGGAACAGGACGCCUCCUCCAGGGAGCCUCCCUGGGUUGGCCCAAGCCCCCCAGGCUGGGUUUCCACUCCUAUGGUGCCCCCAGCUUGGCUGGUGCUCCAUCUUGGUCUGCGUUUUGGCCCAAGUCCCUUCUGGAGAGUGAUGGGCUCCCCUCCACACUGAGGACACCCCCUGCUCCUUGCCGAGACUCCGAGACCCCGCUUCUGCCUGGGUAACGCGAAGGCAGCAUUUGUUCAGUGCAUGACCUCAUCUCACAGAGGCUCACAACCACUCUCUGUGUUGCUCCAUUGAGCCAAACGUGUAUUAAGCGCCAAAUGUAUGCCAGGCACUGUUCUGUGGGCGGAAGAGGGUGCCCUGUGGGAACCUGCAGGGAAGGUGUUCCAGGCAGAGGGCAGAGGGCACAGCCCGUGCAGAGGCCCUAAGGCAGGACCGUGCCAGGUGCGCUGGAGGCAUAGCGAGGAGGCCUGUGUGGCUGGGAUGAAGCAAGCGAAGGAGGAAGCUGGGGGAGAUGAGAGCAGAGAAGAAGCUGGACGUUACGGGAUGUGGUGCGGAGUACGAGAGAGAAAACUGAGGCAAAAAGAUGGUAACUGGCCAAGGCAUCCUGGUGCAGCAGGGAUUUGAACUACACCCACCUCGUGGAUGGAACUGGAGGCUCAGGGGCCCGGGAGGGGAGCCCAGCUGGCCUGUGAGCCACUCAGCCUGAUGCAAGCUGUGGGCAGGGAACAGGGGAAAGGUGCUGGGCCCGGGCCCACGCUGGGCUGGGCAGGUGGCCAUGUGACCGUCCAGGCCACCUCCCCCGGGCCCAUUGGCCGCCUGCCCCUGCUGGCUGGGCCUGCGCCUGCCCCGGACCCUAUAAGGCCAGGGAGCUGAGGGUAGAGCCAGCUGCCAGCCGGGCUGGUCCGUCCUCCAGGGGACCCCGUGCAGUCCAGGUGAGCGGGGCCGCGUCUGCUUCGGUGACACCAGGGUGAGGCCAGGCCUGCAGCUUCUCACGUUCUCACUAUGUCUGCUCCAGACGAAGGGAGACGGGAUCCCCCCAAACCGAAGGGCAAGACCCUGGGCAGCUUCUUUGGGUCCCUGCCUGGCUUCAGCUCUGCCCGGAACCUGGUGGCCAACGCACAUAGCUCAGCGAGAGCCCGGCCGGCCGCUGACCCCACAGGAGCGCCUGCUGCCGAGGCUGCCCAACCACAGGCUCAGGUGGCUGCCCACCCGGAGCAGACAGCCCCAUGGACGGAGAAGGAGCUGCAACCUUCGGAAAAGCAGAUGGUGUCCGGGGCCAAAGACCUGGUGUGUUCCAAGAUGUCCAGGGCCAAGGAUGCCGUGUCCUCCGGGGUGGCCAGCGUGGUGGAUGCGGCUAAGGGAGUGGUCCAGGGAGGCCUGGACACCACUCGGUCUGCACUCACGGGCACCAAGGAGGCGGUGUCCAGCGGGGUCACAGGGGCCAUGGACAUGGCUAAGGGGGCCGUCCAAGGGGGUCUGGACACCUCGAAGGCUGUCCUCACUGGCACCAAGGACACGGUGUCCACUGGGCUCACGGGGGCAGUGAAUGUGGCCAAAGGGACCGUACAGGCCGGUGUGGACACCACCAAGACUGUGCUGACUGGCACCAAAGACACAGUGACUACUGGGGUCAUGGGGGCAGUGAACUUGGCCAAAGGGACUGUCCAGACUGGCGUGGAAACCUCCAAGGCUGUGCUGACCGGCACUAAAGAUGCUGUGUCCACUGGGCUCACAGGGGCAGUGAAUGUGGCCAGAGGAAGCAUUCAGACCGGUGUGGACACCGGUAAGACUGUCCUAACAGGUACCAAGGACACCGUCUGUAGUGGGGUGACCAGUGCCAUGAAUGUGGCCAAAGGAACCAUCCAGACCGGCGUGGACACCAGUAAGACUGUCCUAACAGGUACCAAGGACACCGUCUGUAGUGGGGUGACCGGUGCCAUGAAUGUGGCCAAAGGAACCAUCCAGACCGGCGUGGACACCACCAAGACUGUCCUAACUGGCACUAAGGACACUGUCUGCAGUGGGGUGACCGGUGCCGUGAACUUGGCCAAAGGGGCCAUCCAGGGGGGCCUGGAUACCACCAAGUCUGUGGUCAUGGGUACGAAAGACACGGUGUCCACUGGGCUCACAGGGGCAGCGAAUGUGGCCAAGGGGGCCGUGCAAACUGGGCUGAACACAACCCAAAAUAUUGCAACAGGUACAAAGGACACUGUCUGCAGUGGGGUGACUGGUGCCAUGAACUUGGCCAGAGGAACCAUCCAGACAGGCGUGGACACCACCAAGACCGUUCUAACCGGUACCAAGGACACUGUCUGCAGUGGGGUCACUGGCGCUGCGAAUGUGGCCAAAGGGGCCGUCCAGGGGGGCCUGGACACUACAAAGUCUGUCCUGACUGGCACUAAAGAUGCUGUGUCCACUGGGCUCACAGGGGCUGUGAACGUGGCCAAAGGGACCAUCCAGACCGGCAUGGACACCACCAAGACUGUCCUAACCGGCACCAAGGACACCGUCUGCAGUGGGGUGACCAGUGCCGUGAACGUGGCCAAAGGGGCCGUCCAGGGGGGCCUGGACACCACCAAGUCUGUGGUCAUAGGUACAAAAGACACGGUGUCCACUGGGCUCACGGGGGCAGCGAAUGUGGCCAAGGGGGCUGUCCAGACAGGUGUAGACACAGCCAAGACCGUGCUGACCAGCACCAAGGACACAGUGACUACUGGGCUCGUGGGGGCAGUGAAUGUCGCCAAAGGGACCGUCCAGACAGGCAUGGACACCACCAAGACUGUCCUAACCGGUACCAAGGACACCGUCUACAGUGGGGUCACCAGUGCCGUGAACGUGGCCAAAGGGGCUGUGCAAACUGGGCUGAAAACGACCCAAAAUAUCGCGACAGGUACAAAGAACACCUUUGGCAGUGGGGUGACCGGUGCUGUGAAUGUGGCCAAAGGGGCCGCCCAGACAGGUGUACACACAGCCAAGACCGUGCUGACCGGUACCAAGGACACAGUCACUACUGGGCUCAUGGGGGCAGUGAAUGUCGCCAAAGGGACUGUCCAGACCGGUGUGGACACCACCAAGACUGUCCUAACCGGUACCAAGGACACCGUCUGCAGUGGGGUGACCGGUGCCGCGAAUGUGGCCAAAGGGGCCGUCCAAGGGGGCCUGGACACUACAAAGUCUGUCCUGACUGGCACUAAAGACACUGUGUCCACUGGGCUCACAGGGGCUGUGAAGUUGGCCAAAGGGACUGUCCAGACCGGCAUGGACACCACCAAGACCGUGCUGACCUGUACCAAGGACACCGUCUACAGUGGGGUGACCGGUGCUGCGAAUGUGGCCAAAGGGGCCGUCCAAGGGGGCCUGGACACUACAAAGUCUGUCCUGACUGGCACUAAAGAUGCUGUGUCCACUGGGCUCACAGGGGCUGUGAAGUUGACCAAAGGGACUGUCCAGACCGGCAUGGACACCACCAAGACCAUGCUGACCGGUACCAAGGACACUGUCUGCAGUGGGGUCACCGGUGCCGUGAACGUGGCCAAGGGGGCUGUGCAAACUGGGCUGAAAACGACCCAAAAUAUCGCAACAGGUACAAAGAACACCCUUGGCAGUGGGGUGACUGGUGCUGCGAAUGUGGCCAAAGGGGCCGUCCAGGGGGGCCUGGACACUACAAAGUCUGUCCUGACUGGCACUAAAGAUGCUGUGUCCACCGGGCUCACAGGGGCUGUGAACUUGGCCAAAGGGACUGUCCAGACCGGCAUGGACACCACCAAGACUGUGUUAACUGGUACCAAGGACACCGUCUGCAGUGGGGUGACCGGUGCUGUGAACGUGGCCAAGGGGGCCGUCCAGACGGGUGUAGACACGGCCAAGACCGUGCUGACCGGCACCAAGGACACAGUCACUACUGGGCUUAUGGGGGCAGUGAAUGUCGCCAAAGGGACCGUCCAGACCGGUGUGGACACCACCAAGACUGUCCUAACCAGUACCAAGGACACUGUCUGCAGUGGGGUGACCGGUGCUGCGAAUGUGGCCAAAGGGGCCGUCCAAGGGGGCCUGGACGCUACAAAGUCUGUCUUGACUGGCACUAAAGACACCGUAUCCACUGGGCUCACAGGGGCUGUGAACUUGGCCAAAGGGACUGUCCAGACCGGCGUGGACACCACCAAGACUGUCCUAACCGGUACCAAGGACACCGUCUGCAGUGAAGUUGCUGGUGCCAUGAAUGUGGCCAAAGGGACCGUCCAGACAGGUGUGGACACAGCCAAGACGGUGCUGAGUGGCGCUAAGGAUGCAGUGACUACUGGAGUCAUGGGGGCAGUGAAUGUGGCCAAAGGAACCGUGCAGACCGGCGUGGACACCUCUAAGGCUGUGCUCACGGGUACCAAGGACACUGUCUGCAGUGGGGUUACCGGUGCCAUGAGCAUGGCCAAAGGGGCCGUCCAGGGGGGCCUGGACACCACCAAGACAGUGCUGACCGGAACCAAAGAUGCAGUGUCCGCUGGGCUCAUGGGGUCAGGGAAUGUGGCGACAGGGGCCACCCACACUGGCCUCAGCACCUUCCAGAACUGGUUACCUAGUACCCCCGCCACCUCCUGGGGUGGACUCACCAGUUCCAGGACCACAGACAAUGGUGGGGAGCAGACUGCCCUGAGCCCCCAAGAGGCCCCGUUCUCUGGCAUCUCCACGCCCCCGGAUGUGCUCAGUGUAGGCCCGGAGCCUGCCUGGGAAGCUGCAGCCACUACCAAGGGCCUUGCGACUGACGUGGCGACGUUCACCCAAGGGGCCGCCCCAGGCAGGGAGGACACGGGGCUUUUGGCCACCACACACGGCCCCGAAGAAGCCCCACGCUUGGCAAUGCUGCAGAAUGAGUUGGAGGGGCUGGGGGACAUCUUCCACCCCAUGAAUGCGGAGGAGCAAGCUCAGCUGGCUGCCUCCCAGCCCGGGCCAAAGGUGCUGUCGGCGGAACAGGGGAGCUACUUCGUUCGUUUAGGUGACCUGGGUCCCAGCUUCCGCCAGCGGGCAUUUGAACACGCGGUGAGCCACCUGCAGCACAGCCAGUUCCAAGCCAGGGACACUCUGGCCCAGCUCCAGGACUGCUUCAGGCUGAUUGAAAAGGCCCAGCAGGCUCCAGAAGGGCAGCCAUGUCUGGACCAGGGCUCAGGUGCCAGUGCAGAGGACGCUGCUGUCCAGGAGGAGCGGGAUGCCGGGGUUCUGUCCAGGGUCUGCGGCCUUCUCCGGCAGCUGCACACGGCCUACAGUGGCCUGGCCUCCAGCCUCCAGGGCCUGCCCGCCAAGCUCCAGCAGCCAGUGGGGCGGGCACGGCACAGCCUCUGUGAGCUCUAUGGCAUCGUGGCCUCGGCCGGCUCUGUAGAGGAGCUGCCCGCAGAGCGGCUGGUGCAGAGCCACGAGGGUGUGCACCAGGCUUGGCAGGGGUUAGAGCAGCUGCUGGAGGGCCUACAGCACAAUCCCCCGCUCAGCUGGCUGGUAGGGCCCUUCGCCUUGCCCCCUGGCGGGCAGUAGCUGUAGGAGCCUGCAGGCCCGGCGUGGGGUCGCCCUGCUCUGUCCAGGGAGGAGCUGCCUCAGAACUUUCUCCCCGCCCCCAAACCUGGACCGGUUCCCUAAAGCCCUAGACCUUUGGGGCUGCAGCUGGCUGAGCGCCGAGGGGCUGCGGAGGCAGUGACCUUAACUGAGCCACCGCACGCCCUGCUCCGGGCCUGCCUGCAUCUCCCACCUCCUCCCCAGCGCUGCCUGCCCUCUCGGAGCCUGGGGUCACUCAGACCACCAGCCAAGAGCCUUCCCUUGAAGUCCCCAAGCAAGCACUGCAAUUAGGAAAGAGAAAAAGCAGCGUGCCCAGCCUGGAAGGGCAUCCGUUUGCCUCGCUAGCAACCCUUUUAUAUCUAGCAGGGCUCUUCCAGUCCUGCAGCACGGGCCCCCAGCUAUCAGCGGUGCAGGCAGUGCUGUGGCAUCCCAGGCUCUGGGCAGCUCUGUUCUCAUGCUGAAAGUGGGUCUCCGGCCUUAGCACACCUUGAGGGUCUUAAGAACCACAUUCCCUCAUAGUAGAAGGUACUAGAAAAAGCGACACUGCCAUCAUCAUCCCAAGGCAGGCUGCUACUGCCUUUGCUGACCCCCGGGGUGGCCUCACGGUGGGGACAAAGCUGCCAGGAGCCACAGCAGCCACAGCUGGGGCUUUGCACCAGCCUGGCUUGAGACUGAACAGUUUGCAGGGGGUGGGGGGUGCAAAAAACAAGCAAACAGGCUGCUUCUGCCUCCAGCCGCCCACCACAGGCCUGCCCCAGGCACCUGGGGCUCUGAGGCCCCUGGGGAGGCUGGGCCCAGCAGCUGCCCCUGGAGAACACAGACAAAGGACUUCCCCGCAGGGAACUGUGCCCUAUGGAGGGAUCAGACAGGGCUGGGAACAGCCACAGAGGCUGCGUGCCUAUGACACAGCCCCUCCUCCGCUGCACACUCCCCCUGGGUCCUCAGGCCCACCCAAGCGCCGGGCUGCAGAGGAAGCGGGGCUGGGGAGGCUGCAGGCAUCAGAGAGACUGGUGGUGGCGGACCCACCCGCCGGGCAAGGCCGCCGGGCCCCGUGCUCUCAGGCUAGCCCAGGUCGUGGAGCCUGGCAGGCUCAGGUCGGGUGUGAGACGUGCCGUGGCUGCGCUCAGUCCAGCGGGGAGGAGCCGUUCAGCCCGGCCUCCCCAGGAAGCCAUAUCCCCACUCGCCCGGUAAGAGAACCUUGCCGUCCCCUUUCCAUGCUCUCCUAGGACACGAGCCCAGGAACCCCAGACCCAGGGGGAGGAAGGGUGGAGGGGCCCCAGGGGUCACCGUGUGCACCAGGGGCCGUGAGGGGCCGGGGCAUUCAGCUCAGCUCUGAACCGGGGAAGCUGGCACGGCAGGGACAGCCUCGGGUGACGGGCCGUGAGAGGGGACGGGUCAGGAGCCUUCCCAAGCCUUCUCCUCAGCCCGACACCCAUGGCCAUCGGAGGCUAGGAUGCCAGACACAGCCAUUUGCAGAAAUCAGGCACAGUGACUGCAGCUCACGUCCAGCCAACCAAGCAUGGGGCCGCAGCUCAGGAAGUCCCUUCCCGCCACACCACAGCCUAAUUAUUUCUUACUGGGACGGAGGCAACUCGGCUACGCUGGGCAGGACGACAAACACGAGACGCCACUGUGGAAUGAGCAACUUCGGAGCACGGGGUGACUUGCUUGGGACCGUGCCCACGUGACAGCCCCUUAUGCAGAGGAGGAAAGAGAAGCCCCGAGUGGGAGGGGAACCUGUCCAAAGUCACACGGUGCAUGGGUGACACAGCUGGGGUGAGUCGAGGCUGGCCCCUGAGGCCCAUGCUCCCUGAACGCUGGAGACCACUGUCGGCUAGCAGCGGCCCUCAGGGAAGGCCUGGUCUCCCCCCUCCCAGCCUAGCCUCACGGACCCUCGCCCUCCCCACAUCUGACCUGCUCACCUGCCUGGACCCUGGGCUGCCAGAUGCAGGAAGCAUCAAACCCCCCAGGCUCGUGGGUGCGGGGCAGGGCCCAGGCAGCACAGCUUAGAUGCCCUGGUUUGUCCCUCUUGUCUCCUGCGAAGAGCUUGCUCCCGCCCAGCUCUCCUGCCACUGGCCUUUCAGGGUUGGGCUGGGCCCAGAGUGCCUUUUAGUCGCUUCUCACGGUGGCCCGAUGGCUCAACCCAGUCCCAAAUGGGCCCAGUGACACUGCCGACUGCUCCCCAGCUCAGGCCCCCACUGCACCAGCAAUGCUAGAAAACCAAGCCAAUAAAAGUGAUUUCUUUUUUCAUUAAAAAACCCUUUAUAGUCA
Messenger RNA from Pan troglodytes (chimpanzee), 8787 nucleotides. RefSeq names its product perilipin 4 (gene PLIN4). The coding region runs from base 1984 to 6498 and encodes 1504 amino acids. The record is from RefSeq and is a predicted model, not a curated record. NCBI's taxonomy places the organism in Eukaryota, Metazoa, Chordata, Mammalia, Primates, Hominidae. The transcript has 8 exons. Gene Ontology annotation, cellular component: plasma membrane.